AUGAACAAAGACAAAGUUCAUGAUAAGGAAACUCACGGAACAAGUAGCGAUAUAACUGAGAAGACGUCUGUGGAAAAGGUGAAGGGUCCAGAUCUGCUUGAGCGAGCAAAGGAAGAGAUCGAGGCUCUUGCUGGAGCUGUUCAUACUAAGAUGGAGCAUCAUUCCAGUCCUCAUGAGAAGAAGGAAGAAUCACAUAAGGAAGACAAGGAGGGGAGCCUGCACAAAAUAAAAACCCACACGAAUGAAACUCACGGAACAAGUGCUGACAUAAAUGAGAACACACCAGUCGACAAAGUCAAAGGCCCGAAUGUGUUUGAGCGUGCCAAGGAAGAGAUUGAAGCUAUUGUCGAAGCUAUCCAUCCGAAGAGUGGAUCAGACAAAGCUAACAUGAGGUCAUGA
Miscanthus lutarioriparius is the source of this 399-nucleotide messenger RNA. The record is from the annotation of a GenBank genome assembly. Lineage: Eukaryota; Viridiplantae; Streptophyta; Magnoliopsida; Poales; Poaceae.